GCUCUCCUUUUGCCACUACUUUAUUGUACUCAUUAACUUGCAGUGGUGCAGCUGCGCCGACGCGGCGGAGAAAAAAUUGCUACACGAAUUGGUAUGCUGUUGUUGUUGUUUGAUUCUUCAUUCACCGCGUCGUUAAAUUGAUCGGGGCAGUAAUUUCCAAUCGCAUCCUCCGCAAAUCCACCAACUUCGCCUCCCGAAUCCCUCUGCAUUUCCUCCACUGUUUCUUUGUCUCUUUCGCCGUCUCUUCUUUGUUUUUUUGGGAUGCUUUUCUUGUCUGCUCGUUGAUUUAUUUUUUUGCCGGAGCGGGAGAUGUGCGGCGGAGAAAUGGGAUGAAUCUGGGUGAGAAAAGCAGCUGGAUCUGGAAGAACGGCUGCUGGAUGAUCAACUUUGGGAGGAAGAACGAUUUCUGCUCACGAAAACAAGCGUGUUGGAUUGUCUGAGAAGAUUGAUUGCUACCUCCCAACUUCAGGAUGGUUCUAUAAGCCAUGAAGUCGGAAGCACACACUGCAUGAUCUUCAACUUCUUUCUCAUAUGCUUCAUCAAAAUGUUGUAUCAUUAAUGUCUGCUACUGAAAUUGAUCUUCUUCGUUGUUGGAAAUCCUUUGUUGAGCAUAUGUGAGAUUGCAGAAGAUUUUAGUUGCCUUGGUAACAGUCAACAUGGCAACAUUGUCAGAAGCUGAAUCCAGACGCUUGUAUUCAUGGUGGUGGGAUAGUCAUAUCAUCCCCAAGCACUCCAAAUGGCUGCAGGAUAAUCUUGCAGACAUAGAUGACAAGGUAAAAGCCAUGAUCAGACUUGUAGAAGAAGAUGCUGAUUCGUUUGCGAAAAAAGCAGAAAUGUACUUCAAGAAACGUCCUGAGCUUAUGAAAUUGGUAGAGGAAUUUUACCGUGGCUACCGGGCGCUGGCAGAACGAUACGAUCAUGCGACUGGGGCACUUCGUCAGGCUCACCGAACUAUAGCUGAAGCAUUUCCUAACCAAACUCCUUUCGACUUGUUCGAUGAGUACCUAUCCCUGGAUGCAGAGACAAAUAAUCCUGAAAUGCCGCAAGGAAAUUCACAUGCAAAUGAUGCAGAUAAUGAUCUUGAUGCAACUUUCAUGGAGAGUGAGGAAGGCAAAGUUUCAGAGUAUAGAUUACUUCAGAAAGAAAUAGUGAGGCUGUCGACUGAAAACCAGGAGCUGAAGAAGCAAAUUAGUUUGGAAUCAGCACGUGCUGAUAAAAAUGAAGGUGAAGUUCAACGCCUAAAAGAGAUCUACUCUGCAGCAAAAUUUGAAAAAGAAGAAUCACUUACUCGAUAUCUGGAGUCUAUGACGAGAAUAUCUGACUUGGAAGAUGAAGUCUCUCACACCAAAGCUGAGCUUAAGAAACUCGGUGAGGAGAUGAUCUUAGGAGCUACAUGUUUAAACAACACCGAGGAAUGGAGGCUUGCCUUGGAGAAGGCUAAUCGAUCAUUAAAUUUGGAACUUGACCUCCUAAAGAAAAAAAUGGAGCAUCAACAGGAGGAGCUAAACCAAAAGGGGCUGGAGCUGGAAAUCCUCAAUGUCUCCUUAGAAGAUAAAGAUCAAAGAAACGUGGAAGCUGAGAUAGCUUGCCAAUUGAUUAAAAAGAGGCAUACCGAUACCCUUGAAGAGAUGAGGCAUCAGGUACUGGAGCUCGAAAUGGAAGUUGAGAAACUGAAGGAUGUGGAUGAAGAACUUAAGAAGAUCAGGGAGGAGAAUGUGAAGCUAAUUGAGGAACAAUUUUCGUCUUCUCUAAAAAUAUUUAGCCUGCAGGAUGAGAAUUUUUUCCUGAUGGAUUUGAAAAGGAAACUUGAAGAUGAAGCUGAUCUUCAUAUGGACGAAAAGGAAGCUCUUCAGAUACAACUAGAUUGUCUUACACAAGAAAGAGAUGAUUUGGUAGUUAAGUGUCAUGCACUUACAGAUGAACUUCAGGGAGUUAAUUUAAAUGUAGAAUCCCUUCAGACCUUAAUAGAGGAUUUGAGGGAUGCAAACCUUGAACUUAGGGAUACAAUCAUGGAAAAUGAGGACAAAAGAACUCUUUACAUGCUUAACCUAAACCAUAAGCAAACAAUGUCAAAGGAGAUUCAAGUAUUAGAAGCUACACUUUCGAACGUAAAUGCUGAAUUAGACAGAUUAAGAAGGAAGGUAGAUGAAUUAGAAGACUCCUCUGCUCAUUUGUGUGGUAGGAUAUCCAUAUAUCUAGCUGAAAAGGCAUCACUUUUGUCACAGUUGAAGGCUGCAAAUCAGCAAAUAGAGAAGCUCUCAAAGAAAAAUGCAUUCCUAGAGAACUCCCAAUCUGAUAUGAAUGUUGAACUCGAGGAUUUGAGAAGAAAGUUGAAGAGUGUGAAAGAAUCCUGCAAGUCUCUUGGCAAUGCGAAAUUAUGUCUUCUUUCUGAGAACAGCACGCUCAAAUCGCAGGUUGAAAGCUUUAAACAGAAUCUGCAGAGCUUGGAAGGCAGGUAUUCUGAGAUAGAGAGCAAAAGCACUAACCUAGAGAGGGAGAAAGAUUCAAUCCUUCGUCAAAUAGAAGAACUUCAAGAUUUAUUAAUCAUGGAAAAGAAAGAAAACCAUAACAUUUUUCAGUCUAGCAAAAUUCAACAGAAUGCAUUAGAAAAUCAGAUAUUGCACCUUCAGGGACAAGCUAGGCAAUGGGAGGAGAAUUUUCAAAUGGAACAUCACCACAUUGUAGAUGCUCAGAUCGAAAUUUUCAUAUUGCAGAAAUGCUUAAGCGAUAUGAGAGAGGUGAACUUGAACUUAUCGUUCUCAUCUCAAAAACAGGAAUAUGAAUUAAGAUGUGCUGAGAAACUUAUGCUGAAGCUUGAGCAGGAAUGCUUGAAACUGGAGAGUAAGAUAACAUCUUUAACAGAACAUAACACGAAAGUAAGGGACUGGCUACACGUGAUAAUAAGAUCACUUAGGAAGGAUCUUGAGCAUGCUUCUUUAGACAAUAGCGAAGAUGAAUUAGUUUUGCAGCUUAUUUUGCGUGAACUGAAACAAAUGCAACAGACUAAUUCAGAGGUCCAGGAUGAAAAGCAGUGUAUGUUUCAGGAGAAAUCAGCUGUCAUUAACCUUCUACAGCAGUUUGGGAAGUAUGUCACAGAACUAAGAGAAGAGAAGACCAUUCUUGAGAGAGAAUCUGAAGUAAGAGCAGAGAAUCUUACCUGGGUAAAAUGCAAGAAUGCUGAAAUCCUUGCAACGAGUGAACUUCUGAGGAACGAGAUGCAGGCAAGCAACGAACGAGAAGAAGCCUUGAAAAUUGAAGUGGAUUUGCUAUUCAGACAGUUAGCUUGUCUACAAAAAACUCACAGCACAUUACAAACUGAUUGCUUUGAGGCACUGGAAGAAAAUAAGUCUCUCUGUAGGAAGCUGUAUAACUCGAGAGACAAUGAUGACAAACUGGAAGAGGAGAACAAUCUUCUUAUGGAAUUUAUUGCUUUGGACUGCCUUUCUGUGGUGUGUAGGAGUCUUAUCUCAGAGAUAAAUUCAGCUCUGAAUCUAUUGAUUAAUGAAAAUAACAAUCUCCACAAGUCCAACAGCAAGCUUGAAGUGGAGAACACGCUCGUCAAUGGGAAAAUAGUAAUGCUUGAAGAUGAAAACACACAUCUGAAGGACUCGCUGGCUGACUUGAAAGAGUGCAGAGGUGAUUUGCUAGAAGUCCAGUAUAAUGUCAAUCAUGCUAUAAGUGUUAGUGCAAAAGAACAAAUGGAAAUUCUCCAGGAGGAAAUCACAGUAAAAAAUUCAACUAUACAUGAGUUGGAGAAAAAGAUUUAUGUCCUCGAAGGAGAAACAACUGGACUAAGAAGCGAUUUGAAUGAGUAUUCACUGUUUUUGGAGUCCCUCUGGGAUGACAUUGCAAUCCUAGAAGAUCUCACACUUUCCCUUGUGAGGCGGUAUUCUACUUCUACUUCAAUAAAUACGAUAAAAGAGGAGGAUGAUCAGUUUCAGUCUUCUCUCUAUACCAAGAGGGGCCAAGAAGAAGAUAAGGAAGAAUUUAGUGCCACCGGACCUAUGGGACAUCAAAAACUGCAAGAUUUGCACAACAAGGUGAAGCUGCUUCAGGAGGCUGUGAUGGAUACAGGAAAUGUUCUGGUGCUUGAACGAUUAGAUUCGAGUGCUAGUUUGGAUGCUGCAUGGAAAGAAAUUGAAGGGUUAAAAACGACAGGAGCCUCCGACAAUGACAUCGCUAGAUCAAAGUAUAAGCAGCUCAUGAGCGACAUACAAAUCGAUAUCGUUUUGAAUUCUCCAAGGUACAAGAACGGUGUUCUUUCCCAUGGCCUAAGAAACUCUAAAGAGGCUGGUGAACUGUGGGGAAAAUAUGAAGAGGGGUGCAGCACCCAAAAUCAGAGCUACCGAACUGCAGAAAUGGAAGGAAAGCUAUUUGAGAAAGAAUGCAUUGGCAAGCUAGAACUCCCUGAGAAAGUAGAAUCAUGCCGUGACUGGAACAGAAAGGUCUUAGAUAGACUCUUUUCUGAUGCACAGAGGUUGCUGCUUCUGCAAGCGAGUAUAAAGGAACUACAGAAGAACAUGGAAACACCUGAAAGGAUCAACCAGCCUACUAGAUCAGAGCUCAAUGCCAUCGGCAUGCAAUUGAAAGACGCCGAGGGAACCAUAUCAGAGCUCAGUGAAGUUAAUGGUAAUUUGACAAAGCAAGUGGAAGACCUUUUUGCUUCCCCCGAUGAUCAGUCAGAGAAGAAGGCUAGUCACAGCAAAAGGCAGAAGCAAAUCUCCGACUGGGCACAGAAGGUGUCUGAGAAAAUCGGAAGGUUGGAAUUGGAGAUGAAGAAGAUUCAAUACGGUUUGCUGAAAUUGAAGGAUGAAAAUGCAAAUAAAAGAAUGAGGACGAUGAAACGGAGGGCUGGGAUUCGCCUGAGGGAAUACAUCUAUGGAAGGAGAAACAACAGGAGACAGAAGGAAGGUUCUUCCUGCGGCUGUUUGAGGCCUGCAGAGAACAGUGACUAACCCUCGUCCAUGCUUGUUUUAAUGGCUUUUAUGUGCUUCUUUAUGUAGUUGUUAUCGUGAGUUGAUUUAGGUAAAUAUAUGAAAGUGCAAUGUCAUUUACUAAUUUGAGGGUUUGUAUAUUUAUUGUAGCUUUCAUGUAGGUAAGAAACUUAUGGAGCUCAAUUAUCUAUUUGUAUGGAUUUUAUGCA
Messenger RNA from Zingiber officinale, 5143 nucleotides. Its product is annotated as protein NETWORKED 1B-like. Gene Ontology annotation, molecular function: actin filament binding. Lineage: Eukaryota; Viridiplantae; Streptophyta; Magnoliopsida; Zingiberales; Zingiberaceae. Gene Ontology annotation, cellular component: plasma membrane. The coding region runs from base 657 to 4955 and encodes 1432 amino acids. The transcript is spliced from 6 exons. The record is from RefSeq and is a predicted model, not a curated record.